AUGUCUCGCUUCCAAUCUUCUUCCUACAACCGCAGUGUCCCUGGAGCUGCUGGUUCCAACUCUACUUCCAACAUUUCGGCCCUCCGCGGUCCUGGAUAUCAAGUUCCACAAACCUUUUCCAUUCUCCAAACCUCACACAUCCGUCCUCUCCGCGUCCUCGCGUGUGACAACAAAACCGGACCCUCCUUGGAACCUUCAACCCUCCAAUCAACAUCUAGUCCCAAACAUACAAAAGAAUCUUUUCCUUUGUCACCAUCAUCUUCGCUAACAUCAUCAUACUAUUCAGAUUCUCUGUCAUACGAGUCGAUCGAUUGGUCGGCUCUCGAAAUCAAACCACAUAUGCGACAUAACAAUCCCAUGGACAACUAUCGGUCCCCUACGAUGUACAACGACUCCACCACUGAAGAAUGGGCCACCUCUAGUGAAGGGUCCGGGUCGAGCGACCUUCUUCCAAUUCAUUCUCCCUGCAUCAGAGUAGACCUUCUACCUGGUGCCCACGUUCUCUACGCUCCAACUCCAACUCCCAUUCCAUUUGUUUGCAAUUUUCCCUUCGAUCCAUUUUGCGAUCAUCACACUCCUUCAACAACCCCACUCCUCAAAUUCAAACUCCCCAUUGACAGGUUAGCUGACACCCCAAGUACAGCGACACAACACUCCUUAUCUUGUGACUCUUCAGUCGUUGCUGAAGAUGGUUCACGAAAUAAUUCCCCUCAGCAACCGGUAGUAUACAAGCAAAUCCCCUUUUUCAAGAGAGCUAAAAAGAAGACAUUUAGUGAACUGUUUUUAGAGUUGACCCUCAAAGAAGAUCGCAUCAUGUCUCAACCAAACGUAAUAUUUCCAGAUUGGCCUUUCAGUGAAGGUUCGAUGAUGUCCACGUCAUUAGCUCCAUCUCCUUUGUCAGUCCCUUCCCCCCAGCUAAUCCCCAAAAAACCGAAGCGAAAGCUUCGUGGUAGGUUUACAGAUGCACGCCCCAAAAUUGCGAUUCCGGAACCAGAGAUCAUUCCGGAACCAGAGAUCAUUCCAGAACCAGAGGCCAUUCCAGAAAUUUCCGAAGCAUCUUCCAUCGAGGAUGAUACUAACACGACAGCCGACUAUCCGUCCUCACUCGACAGCUACUACCCCAAGGCCAUUUCAGAACUAGAGACCACACCGGAGCCAGAGUUUAAUCCAGAAAUUUCCGAAGCAUCCUCCAUCGAGGACGAUACUAACACGACAGCCGACUAUCCGUCCUCACUCGACAGCUACUACCCCAAGGCCAUUCCAGAACCAGAGACGACACCGGAGCCAGAGACUAUACGGGAGCCAUGGACCAUACCAGAACUGAAGACCAUGCCGGAGCCAGAUACCACCCCAUCGACGAUUACCAUUGCUCCACCAGAGCAAUCCUGGAUCCACCGACACCAAGAGACGAUCAAACAAGUCGCCACCUGGGGACUUAUUGCAGCUGCAAUGAUAUCUCCAAAGUUUCUUUCGAAAUGGUAA
Messenger RNA from Sclerotinia borealis F-4128, 1482 nucleotides. The record is from the annotation of a GenBank genome assembly. Lineage: Eukaryota; Fungi; Ascomycota; Leotiomycetes; Helotiales; Sclerotiniaceae.